Messenger RNA from Exophiala oligosperma, 564 nucleotides. RefSeq lists its product as uncharacterized. Lineage: Eukaryota; Fungi; Ascomycota; Eurotiomycetes; Chaetothyriales; Herpotrichiellaceae. Bases 1 to 564 code for a protein of 187 amino acids. The record is from RefSeq and is a predicted model, not a curated record. The transcript is spliced from 2 exons.
AUGAGUGGCCCAGGAGCUUACCAAAACAUGCCGCACUCCGGAAGUCCAACGGGUCAUUACCAGCCAAGUGGUGGAUAUGGGCAGAUGGGUGGCCCUUACCCAGGCAAUUACCAGGGUCGUCCUGCUGAAGCCCAUUCGGGAUCCUAUGAUCCUAGGUAUCCAGGUAGAGAUCAGCACUAUGGGAGUGGAUACGAGCACGGAGGUCCUCCGCGAAUGACGGCCAUGGUAACCAACCGGGCGCCUAUGGCCAACAUGGCUACGAGCGUCGCGACGAGCAUAAUUAUGGUGCUGGGGGACCUGGUUAUGAGCAACGUGAGUAUGGCCAGCAUGACGGCAGGCCCUCUGGACAUGACCAACAAGGAUACGGUCAGCAUGGCAACAACCCCUCUGCGUACGAGCAACAUGGCAACAAUCCUCAAGGGUAUCAGCAGCAUGGCAACAGCUCUCACGGAUACGAGCAACGUCCAUAUGAUCAGCAUGGACACGGCCAACAUUGAUUUCACUCGUACAAGGUCCACUUAUGUCUCGCAGUACCUUGAUUCACCCAACGUCCGAACUGAUUAA